Ectocarpus siliculosus is the source of this 3347-nucleotide messenger RNA. Lineage: Eukaryota; Phaeophyceae; Ectocarpales; Ectocarpaceae. The record is from the annotation of a GenBank genome assembly.
AUGGGUCGUACACUGUCUGGCACCGCUGCGGUGGCAGUUGCCGUGGCUGCUUGGGCCAACCACGUGCCUGGUGCCGACGCAUUUUCGCCGGCGAUGAUUGCUUCGACAGCGUCAGCGUUCGGCGGUCCUUCGUCCGCUGUCAUAUGCUCAAGGCGCCAGGCUCGAUCCCGCCGCCCCUCCCCCUCCAUGAAGGUAGCAGGAGCUCAGCCGCAGCAGCAGGAUGCCUGGAUGGCGGGGGGCGUCAAAACGCGCGAGCUGUUCAAUGCUCUCUCGCAGGGGGAGAUCGGCAAGCGGGCGUUCACGCAGGCCCUGGCGAAGCGCAUGAUGGCCAAGGCGACCGGAAUGCAGCAGGACUACGAGCUGUCGGAGGCAGCGUCGCAGGCGGCUGCGAGCUCUGCCGUUGUGGACAGCAGCGGCGACCUGAGCAACAUGGAGUCCUCUUGGAACAAGCGAGGCUACGGGUCCGCCAUCAGCCGGUCGGUGGAGGUCUGGAUCUUCGGAGCAAAGAUGCUCUUCAAGGAGAUCAAGCUUCGGAAGGUGGAGGAUGCGGCCGAGAAGAGCCAGAAGAGGUCUGCCAUUGCAGUGCAGCUCAAGGAUGGCCUGUUGAGGCUGGGACCCACCUUCAUCAAGCUCGGCCAGCUCCUGUCUACGAGGCUGGCCGUAAGCGUCCAUGAAGCUCUCUGCCACCUCCUGUUCAAUAGGGGAAGGUGUGCAUCCACGGGGCACCCGACCAAGAUCGAUGUGGUGCCCAAAGAGUACAUCAAGGAGCUGGUGAUGCUUCAGGACAACGUCCCCGGGUUUCCAUUUGAGUCGGCCAAGAGAAUAAUCGAGGAGGAUCUGGGACAGCCGCUGGAGGAGUUGUACGAGACUGUCAGCGAGGUUCCUCUCGCUGCUGCAUCGCUCGGGCAGGUGCACUUGGCUAAGAUCAAGGGCGGGGAGCAGGUGGCGGUGAAGGUGCAGCGAGCAGGGCUAAAGGCUCUCUUCGACCAAGAUCUCAAGAACCUGAAGCUGCUGGUGAAGGUUUUGGACAAGCUGGAUCCCAAGUUCGACGGAGCGGACAGAGACUGGGUGUCGAUCUACGAAGAGAGCGCCAAACUGCUGUACAAGGAGAUCGACUACAUCAACGAGGCAGAAAAUGCCAUUCGCUUCAAGGAAAACUUCCAGGACACUCCUUGGGUGAAGGUGCCGGACGUGUACUGGAACAUGACGUCAGAGCGCGUCGUAACGAUGGAGUUCGUUCCGGGCGUGAAGAUCAACAACAUCGACGAGAUCGACCGGAGGGGCAUCGACCGCAAGCUGUUGGCGAAACGCUCGGCGGAGGCGUAUCUGACGCAGCUGUGCCGCCACGGGUUCUUCCACUGCGACCCCCAUCCAGGAAACGUCGCUUGCGACGAGGAAGAUGGGGGCCGUCUGAUCUUCUACGACUUCGGGAUGAUGGAUGAGUUCAAGCCCAACGUGAGGUCGGGCCUGGUCAACCUCAUCUUCUCCACCUAUGAAAAUGACCCGCGAGCCGUCUGCGACGCCUUGGUGGAAAUGGGAAUCCUCAAGGCCGGGUCGGACAGAAUAAGCGUGGAGAAGAUCGCGAGGUCUUUCCUGGGCGAGUUCACGAACACACUCAACCAGGGACAGGACGGGAAGUGGACUGCGGAGCUCACCAAGGAGGACAAGACGAGGUUGCGCAAGGAGCGGAGGGCCAAGCUUGGCGAAGACCUUCUGUCCGUGUCGGGAGACGUGCCGUUCAAGUUCCCGCCGACCUUCACCUUCGUCUUCCGAGCAUUCACGUCCCUGGACGGAAUCGGGAAGGGUUUGGAUACAAAGUACGAUUUGACCCGACUAGCCCAGCCGUACCUGAAGGAGCUCUUGGACGUGAGGGAUGGGUCGUUUGCGUUGUCGGUCGCAAAGACGUUCGUCAAAAAGGUCGGAUGGCGACCCGAGGACCUUGAAGCCGUGGUCAAAAGCCCGCGGAACGUCGCGUACGUGGAGGACAUUACACGAAAACUCGAGCAGGGGGAUCUCAAGCUCCGGGUACGAGUGUUGGAGUCAGAACGAGCGUUCGAGCGCUUGGAGCUGACGCAAACCAGCAUGUACGAUGCUAUCGCCUUCUCGACGUUCCUGAACGCCGCCCUCAUCUUGAGCGCGACCCUAUCUGCGGGGUCCCCGCUGUUACCCGUGAGGGUUGCUUGGACGCUGGCAGGCGUUUUCGGCCUACGGAUACCCGUUGGGUUGUUCAAGAUCCGGAAACAAGACCAGAAAUACUCGACCUACGGGCUCAAGUGACGCCAACCUUGACAGAAGACGUUUCUGUCGUCCCUAGGCCAGAGGGCGACAGCCAUGGAUGGCUCUCUCUCUUACACAAAUGGUCCUGGAAGCCUUGGUAGCAACAGCUUUGCCGCUGUUGCGGGGGGGCCUUCAAUUGCCAAAGGGCGACGAUGUACCGGCCGACGGUGAUAUUCGCCAUGGUGGUCGGCGCCAUUGACGCGCCGUCAAAGAAACCGGUUUGGGGCAUGCCUGGGCACCAAGCUACCGUCCUACAGUAGUAGAUGAUUUCGCGAAUUCAGGUGAAAAGGAACAACAGACGCUGGGAUAUUGCACGCACGAGUGAGCGUUUUUCAUAAGAACCAAGAGCAAUCGCAGGAGGGUUUCCCAUCAGGAGGCCGUGCCAAGCGCGUCUCGCUCCAGGUUUCCCGGUCGCUGUCUCGGGGACAUGCCGAUUUGAGUGUGCCAUGUAGUUGCGUUUGUUGGGCGUGAUGCCCAAACUAUGGCUGGGUCGCUCUUCUGUCGAGGCGCUGGCUGGCGAGGGCAAACGUUGCCGAGAGUUCGUUUCCUGUCGAGAAAAGCGUCAUCUCGAUGUGGAGGAUGGCAUCCAUGACGCCCCUGCUGUGGGCUCUGAUAUCGUAGCACAUUGUACCGUGGUCUGGAGGUUGAGCGGGAUUUCAUCCUUGCCGGUAUCAGCGCGGUGUCGUGUGAAGUCGCUCCUCUCUUCCUUCGGGGAUGUUGAUUGCCCGGUGCAUUGGUACAUGCGGUGUUUUUUGUUUUCUGUCGGAAGGGGGUCGUCGUCUUCGUUGGUCUCACCAUGAUUUAGCACAGCUGACUUGUUCUUCCUAGCGCAGUGUAAACGCCCGGCUGGUUACCGUGGCAUGCGCUUUCAUUGUCUGUUCAUUUAUAGAGGCGCCAAAUAGCGGUCGGUGUUGGAAGAUUGGGUGACUGCUGUAUGGCCUGACUGAGAGCUUUUAUUUUGCUUAGAUUUUACUUCGGAAGAAAGAGUUGGCAAAGCGUAUGUACGUUUGAUAUAUACGUCAUGUUUGCCGCGCACCCCAGCAUGAAGUCCGAACCCGAGAGUUAAUUCA